AUGGCGUCGAAGGCUUCCCAACGCCCCUCGCAGCGGCCCUCGCAACCAGCAUCAAAGCUAUCAAUUGCCUUGACAAACCUGUACCAAUAUCUCAGAGAGGCGAGGAACGCGGAGGGAGACAUCAAAAGCCAUGCCGACGCAAUCAACCCCGUGAAUGAAGCACUGAGAGCCCAACGCAAAAGCUCCACGAAGAUAGACAGGUCAUGCGUGAUUGACAUUGUAUCUGAACUGGACCACGAAAACCACACGGUCUGCAGUCGUCUUGACGCGAAGCUUUACAGCGUUAUCAUACAGAUACUUCUGGAGUCAGAGGACUGCCGCCAGGGCGAACGUGGCAUGUAUCUUCUCGCGGCUGCAUUGUACUACGAUGCCAAUUCAUCACCCAAGAAGCGCAGUACCAACAAGAAGGCUGCGAUUGGCGCCGAGUGCUUGCAUCCACUACUAUACUACUUCAUAGACGAUAGCAAGCCUGAUUGUAUGAGACAAUGGGUCGGUAUAAUGUGUCUGCAGCUUUUCCAAGAAUGUGAUAGUAAUGUCCAGAAAUUUGAGCUGGGUCCUGAAUAUGCCAGGCGUAAGCAUGGAGACUUGGUGCUCAAGGAGCCAAAUGAAAUCAUCCGAGUGAUCUGCGGUCAACUGAUCACAUGCGUAAUGCAAGCUGGACUACCCCCAGAGCAUCUUUGGCCCGUCGAUGUUGACAAGCAACUAUAUGCCAACUUCCCCACCGUAUCUCAAAGCAGCAGGAAAUGGAAUCGCCAAUUCCAGACCUACAUGGACAAUGUAUUCGAAAUACUGCAGCCCAGAGACCCGAUCGGACAAAUGUACUUUGUCCAGAAUGUCUCUACAACACCUUCGCACAACUUCGGCCCCGAAGAUCAUAACAUCAUCGUUCUCCUAGAGAGUUCUAGGAUGCUCAUCUGGUCAGCGGCUAUCGCAGAUAGGGAAAUCUUCGACCAAAGCCUCGAAAUACCAUUAAUGGCAAUCAAGAAGAUGCUCAUUAAGACGAGAUCCGAGUCUCAAUUGAGCGGCAUAGUGAACGUCCAUCUCUAUCUCGAGAACCGCGAUGGCCUUUGUUGCUACCUUGACUGCGUUGGUAAUGCCUUGGACCAGAUUUGUAUGGUACUGCAAUUAUCAGCGGUUACUGAGAUGAGAGAUGAGCUGUGUGCGCUAUACUCCCACUUAGAAGUCAUCGAGGAAAGUUAUGAUUCGUCGCAAGAGACCGGUAAUCAGAUCAGCCAGCAAGGAUUCCAACGUGAGAGUAUACGAAGCAGUCGAAGCGAGGAUGCAGUACUCUGCAACGGCGAUGGGAGCUCACAGGUCAAACCUCAGCGCUUAGCCUCACAGAACAACAAGGCUUCCAAACCUUUCCCGGCAGCUAUCCCUGAAACUCAAGGAGAAGAUGAUACUAUAUCGAAGGAAAAGCUUGGAAUUGCAGGCUCCGACGCAAAUGGCCCACAGGAGGAGUUGGACGAACUUUCUGAUGGCAGCCUAUCCAAAGCUUCCAAGAUGCAGAUUUCAAAGUCUCAGACUCAUGCUAGUGCGCCUAAGAAGCCUAAUACGAGGGAACGGAAGCGCAGAUCUGUGCCAAAACCAAAGGCCAAGACACCAAUUUGGCAGACACAGAAAUCCAAGAAAGAUGAUUCAGGACCUGCGCCAACAUUAGAUGGGCUGGCAAGCGUGAAAGCAGCUCAGACUUUGUCGAAGGAGCUCACUGUUGAGAAGUUAAGGGAAUACACGGAGAAACUGGGCGACGAAUUUCCUUUCACAUAUACUCCGACUCGAAGGGCUGCAGUCCUUGCUUUUAAAGGCAAUUACCAAGAAGCCUCGGACUACCUUUACGAUAGAUUUGAGGAUCGAAGCUCGCCAAUUGUACGCGCAGAUAAAGUUAACGGUCAAGUUGGCUCAGAACUAACUGCAAACCCUGAAGCCACCGAUACAUUGAUUCUCAAGCCAGCUACCAAUGGAAUUGAGAAGAAGAAAUCCACAACAAGUGCAAACAAUAUACUAGGUCCGACGAUAACAGAGACUCAAACCAGAAGUGAGCAGCUGAACAAAAAGUUAACGGGUGCAAAGAAAGGUAGCCCAAAGAAAUAUUCACUCAAUCGGACAUUCAAGACACAUGAAGACGAUGACUGUUAUGAGAUUUCGAUCGAAGAAGAUGAUGAAUAUCAGCCUACUGGGCCCAAAAACAGUUCAAAAAUAGGUGCAAAGCUUGCUAAACCUUCGAGAUCUGCCCGGAAGUCUGCCGCUGUGAAGCCAAAAUUGACGAAAGUUGAUAAAAAGAAACGACAGUCAGCGCCAGCCGCACUCGAACACACCUCUACAGCAACCAGAAGUCGGAGAUCGGCGGCUGCUACGGCUAACAAGAAGCUGAAGGACACGGAUAACAGCGACGUGGAGGUCCAGGAGGUCCAGGGGGCAACCCCAAGGAGCGACAAGCCAGACUCUGGAGGGGAACAUGAGCACCCUACGACUGCAGAAGAGCAACAACAAUCCGAGUCUGUAUAUCAGGGGAUAGAAGUGGGACCAAUUAUUCCUGAAUUUCCUGUAAAUGCGGAGAUAUUAAGACAGCAACCAGAUGAUGGGCGCUCAUUGGUAUUUAUGCACGACAAAUUUCCGAAUCAGGAGUCAGACAACUUGUACGACGCCAGCCCUAGAAAACCUAUGGCAAAGAAGAUGUUUCUGCAGGCUACGAAGCGAGACAAGAACUUCCAUGCUACUUCGAAGAAAGGUUCCAAACUCUUGGAAGAGAUGGCAUCUAAGAUGGACAAUAUGCUGGGGCACCUCGAGGAUGAGGAAGCUGGAAGAUCUCCUCUUGUUUCUAAUUCGGCCAAAGGGGAGAAGGCACAAGGAACAGCUGUGCCCAACAUCGAGGACGCGAAUGAUCUGAAGUUGUCACCUGCAAAUAAAAAGGAAUCUCUUCCAGACCCAAUCGAGGAAAACAACCCCAAGAACAAUUCCAAGACAACUGUUACAGAAAGCAUGCCCGCUUUACCAACUACCAUUGAAAUUGUUUCGUCGCCACUCGACAGGAAUUCUGAGGCGAGAAGUGCUUCAAUCGAAAUUCAGACAACUCCGAGCAUAGGGAAGAAACGCAAGAGCGCCGAUAUCACGUCCACACUUCGCAAACGUCGAAGGUCGAAUCAAGUUGCAGAAAACGAACGAUAUACUCCAUGUCGGAGCUCUAGAAUCGGAGCAUCUGCCCAGCAAAAGCAACCCAAUGGAGAUUGGAAUACGCACAAGAGCAAGAGAAAAUCUCUUACCCCGCCAACACGACGUAGCCCGCGAUUGAUAGCACGGGCGAUGGCUGCAUCAGAUAUCUUGAACAGUGUACCAUCCGUUAAAGUACUGGUCGACGAUCAUAUUUUUCGCAAGCCGCCCGUUAUCAGUUUCAAUGAAAAGGGGCCAAGAAACCAGGGACCGUCUAGUAUACUGAAGAGCUCGGCCAGACGUCCCCAGCUAGUUGCACGGCCCAGAAUAUCACCAUCGGGAGAAGAUUCGGUACAUUCCCGGAAGAGAAAAUUAGAAGUCGCAGGCGAUCGGGAGACGGCCAGUCCUUCAAAUAAGCGCCAGAGUAUUAGCCCCGAAGAUGAUACUGUCUCCAACAUGGAAGACCAUGGCUUUGCAAGCAGCCCUCCAGUACCGCCAUUUAUCGAGCCCGCGUCGCAAGUAACUGCUUUUGGGAGAAAAGGAGGCACCUCUUCCCGACGUGUUUCGAAACCCAGUUCUCAGGCUUCGCGAGUCGACAUAAACGGUAGCCCAAUUGCUCUAAAAAGCCAUCAGAUCGAUCGCAUUAGCAAACUGAAGCGAAGGCUCCUUGCAGAUCGUUCUGUUGAGUCGCACGCCCCGGAGCCAUCUCAACAUAGAGGGCUCCUGGUUCAACAAUCUCCAGGGAUAUUCGGCCCCAAGCUUCGUCUAUCAAGCAUACCAAAGGCACGUCCAUCCUCGCCAGAAGAAACACUCCCUCGUUAUAUCGCCCACAAGAAGACCCAGAGCGGAUCAUAUGAGGGCAUUAAUUCUAAUGGGCUCGUUGUACCCGAAACUGCAUUGGCGGAUCCAUUUCUUGAUAAACCCACCAACUGCUCGAGCGAUUUUACCAAUCGUCUCUUAGCUGGCUGUUCAAAAGCAGGUGACAACCCCAACGCGGGAAGUAACCAGGGAAAAGGCAUAACCUCUCAACUUUCAGAGAGAACCCCUGUUUGUGCCGAAAGGUUGCCACAGCAUGUCAACAAGUCUUUGAAGAUCAAGGGGAACAGUCGUCUGGGGAAAAGGAUUACUGAGAUGUUGUUAGAUGAGACUAAACAGACCUUUGCUGAUGCCGAGAACUUACAAGAAUCCGACAUUUCUUCUCCGCCUGAACUGACCAGUGCCAGUACCCGCGAAUCACUCACUGAGUUGCAAUCAAGAUCUCCCUUGUCUGACAAGCGUGGAGCGAAAAAUCUGUGGAAUCUGGCUUUGAGGCCGCACUAUGAAAAUCUCUCGGAGACAAUGCAUCGCAUUGCAGAUGAGGUCAUAAUUCGCCUUGCUAAGGAAGAAGAUAUUAUGGAACUCCUCGUUACUCAGUACAAGCAAAAUGGAAACAAGAUCCUUGAUAAGCUUGCGCACAAGCGUGAAGGGGAGAAAGCGGAUAUGUUGCUAGAUCUCAACCACACCAAGAGGGAGAUGAUCUCAAUAUAUAGAGAUGCCAGGGGAUUUGCGGACACAACAAAACAGAACAUCGAAAAAUCCCCGGUUGCCGGCCUGGAAAAGCAGUGGAAGAAAGAUCGGGAGGAGGUCCAACGGCGAAUCGAUCAGGGCAGGCUGGCUGCGGGCGAAGCAAAUGAGGAUUAACGCGAAGAGCGCAGCAUGAUUGCCUAAUGAUUGUUGUAUUGAUGGAGAUAAUGCCAGGGCUAUUCCUUUGAAUUCGGCAGUUGUAUGGAUGAUGAUAAAGAAAUGCCGAGGCCUGAGUGUAGUGAAGGCGUUUGGCUUAUGAGCUGUGGGUGUGCUCCGUCAGUUGGAG
Molecule: messenger RNA, 4996 nt
Organism: Amorphotheca resinae ATCC 22711
Lineage: Eukaryota; Fungi; Ascomycota; Leotiomycetes; Helotiales; Amorphothecaceae
Exons: 7
Coding region: 1-4827 (1608 amino acids)
Source: RefSeq, a predicted model, not a curated record